UAUGAUAGCUUCUUCCUAUUACCUUUUUUAGUGAGGCUCAAAUAUGAGACAAUUUCUUAUACAGUUUCUAUAGUUGAGAUGUGCACGCGAGAUGUGAAAAAUAGUAAGCGGAAAUGUUUGUUUGGUAGGUCCUGUGCUUUAUACUCUACUGUCUCCCUUUAAUUUCCGGUAAUCGUACUUCACUAUUUAUUUUGCUUCUGUCAAUGUUGAUUUUUUAUGUUGAAAUCCAUAAAAUUGAUCACGUGUCCGUACAUUGUCUAGGCAACCCCGAGGGGUCCUAAUUUGCAUAAUAUCGCGCCUUUCUAUUACCCAGGCGCCGUGACCUUUUAGCAUUGAACUUGGGACGAGAGUCGUGGUAAAAGAACGAAAAAAAAUGGACGAUACCGGCUCUCUACUUAGAAGCUCUGUGGCUGUGCAUACAAGAGAAAAGGUUUUGAGCAAAAGGAUGAUUUGUAACGAGAAAUCCACAGCGGCAAUAGGCAACAAUAAUCUUUCGAAGUUAUCAGCGGUGCUUCAAAGUCCUUUAGAACUUGUCUUCGACUGUGAUAUUCCUGAAGGUUUCCGCACGCCUUUUAUCAAGACAGGCUACAGAAAACCCGGUCUAACAAUGUGGGGGUGUUUUAAAAGCCUCAUAGAACCCACCAACGAGACUGUGAAUGUUUGGACCCAUGUCUUAGCUCUCGUCCUGUUUCUUCUUCGAUUUAGCAAUGUGUUUUCUAAUUCGGACUUUGACCCAUGGUGCUACGGUCUGGUGUGUUUUGCGAUUGGUAUCGCUAGUCUUAUGGCUAUGAGUUCUUCGGCUCAUCUCAUUAAUUGCAUGUCCUUAUCGGCCCAUCACAUUGGCUUCUACCUCGACUACGCCGCUAUUUGCGUCUAUAGUUUUAGUGGUUCUCAGGCUUUCUUCUUCUACUCAAGACCGAGCCAGACAGAUUUCGUGUUGCUCUCUUCGCCAACCGUGUUUUUGACCGUAUCUGCAAUCAUGUCUUGUCUCUGUACGGCUGUCUGCUGUGCGUCGCGACAUCGCUGGCUGCGCUCGAAGUAUGUCAUUCGUACAUCAAUGUUUAUGCUGUAUUUCAUUAUUGUAACGUCCCCUUUCACUUACCGCCUGGCCUAUUCCACGGCUGAAUCUGAGACCUCGAGAGCUGUGCACUACUUCAACCGGCACAUAAUAAACUACAUUCUUAGUGCAUUUGUGAAUGUCACCAAGCUGCCAGAGCGCUAUUUUCCCCGCUUGUUUGACUUCCUGGGACAAAGUCACCAUUUCCUGCACAUUCUGGCAGCCUUGGGAGCCGCAGAUGCAUUUACAGCCACAAAUCUGGACAUGAAGACCAGGCAAGACUUAUUAGCGGGGCUGCCAGGCCCAAAUCUAUGGAAUACGUUUGGAGUGUUCUUCACUGUUGCCUUCACCAAUUUAUUUAUUGUCUAUUUGUUUUCAAAAGCAUUGUUAAAGCAAGAGAAAGAGAAAUCUAAUUGAAAAGCAUCCUAGGGAUAGCCAGGGCAAAGAGCAUGAGUUGAGAACACCACAGAAGAGAGGGGAGGGGAGGUCAAGGCAAAUUUUUGGCAGCUACCAUUUAUCAAGUGUAUAAAAAGCCACCAUGUAGGAGAUCCAUUUUGAAUUGGUUGAAACCCCCUCAUCCCUUAAUUUUUUUUAUUGAUCAGUCUCCGCAUUUUUCUUGUGACUGUUUUUGUUUGCACUUUCAUUUCUGCGCAAGGCUGUCUUUUGAAGUUGUACAAAGUUGUAUGCCUUGACUCCCUAAAUAUGUUUCAAAGCAAAAGAGGUGUCAAACUUAUUAUUUGAUUUUGAAAGAGGUGUAUAUUGUAUCUCACCCUGGGUACCAGAGUCUCAAGCUUUGUUCGUUUACUAUGCGCCCUCGCCACUUCGCGGUUCAUGUUGUUGGAUUGAAGCUUGAGCCUCUGGUACCCAGGGUAAUUGUAUCUUUCCUUCAAGAAUAAUAAUGUGGUAUUGAAAGUGAGUGAUCCAGGGGGCAACCUGGAUCACUAACGUAUUAGGAACUUUAGAUUUGUGGUUCCUUUGAGGUGUUGCCCCUUUAUCAAGUAAUUCUUGAUUUGCUGAGAUGGGUGUAAUAAUGUUAGAUAAAUUGUGCUACAUAAGGAAAUUAUUAUUUAAAUAAUUUUAAAAGAAAAUAGACAAAAUAACGAUUUUCUAUAGAAUGAUUUUUCAAAAGAGAUAAAAAUUGCUAAAAAGCAGAGGAUCUGGUGCUUCACGUGGGAGAGCAGGAGAAGAUGUCGUAGAGCAAGAAUUUCACAAAGAACCUGCAAAACUGCUCCCUACCUCCCCCAGUAAAUACAAGUUACAAGGAAUGACUGGGGCUGCCUUCCGCCCAACAGAAACAUUUCUAGCUACAACUCUUGCCCAACCCUAUUUUUAAGGCUACUCUGUGGCUCAUGCUCUUUAGUGUUGGAUUGAGAGUGGGUAAAAAAGACUUAGUUAUGACUGAAGCUAAACAAGCAGCACCUAAUGUUAGUGCUUUCCUUUGGUUUCCAAUCCUGAUUUAGACUUGUUUUAAAUUUCUUGGCAUUGAAUAGCCUUGUUUAAUGGAAGUAAAUAUUAAACAAUCAA
Molecule: messenger RNA, 2581 nt
Organism: Nematostella vectensis (starlet sea anemone)
Lineage: Eukaryota; Metazoa; Cnidaria; Anthozoa; Actiniaria; Edwardsiidae
Product: membrane progesterone receptor epsilon
Exons: 1
Coding region: 374-1474 (366 amino acids)
Cellular component (GO): membrane
Molecular function (GO): signaling receptor activity
Source: RefSeq, a predicted model, not a curated record